AUGGCAGAUCAAGAACUCCCGCAACAGUUGCCGGAGGCUCCUUUCCCUGCUCCUCCACCUUUCUGGAGGUAUUUCACAGUCGCCAACGAGGAUGAACUGAGAAAGAUCGAAUCGUCAUCUGCCGACGGCCAGGCGAAGCAGAAACUCCCCCUUCAUCUGGCAUACCUGCGACCUCCUCCCCCGCCGGCUUCUGCAGAAUACUAUACAUCCUUCGGCCAGAAGCAGGUCAUCGACCCGACGAAGGCCUCAUCUUUGCCUACCGAACAGCUUCUGUUCAAUCCAGACGACCCAAAUCUCAAUCAUGCUGUCCUUCUAAGUCGUCUCACGAAAUCCCUGCUGCUAAACUUCCUGGAACUCACGAGUGUCCUGUCCCUCGACCCGACCAAGCACGAAGAAAAGAUGGAGGACAUCAGGCAGCUUCUCUUGAACAUCCACGUGGUAAUUAACAUCUACCGCCCCCAUCAGGCACGAGAGAGUGUCAAGGAAAUGCUUGAGGGAAUCUUAGAAGAAGGACAAAGAGAGAUUGACGAGUGCGACAAGAUGAAGCAGAGGGUUGAUGAGUUCCUGGCAGAUGUGGGCAAGAUUGGGAUAUCGGAUGUUCCGGAUGCGACUCAGGAGGAUCCUGUUGCGAUGGAUCCUUCUCACGAUCAGAUGAUGGAAAAGCAGCGGAGGCUGUGGAAAAUGAUUCAAGAUAUGACUUGA
Cladophialophora bantiana CBS 173.52 is the source of this 702-nucleotide messenger RNA. RefSeq lists its product as uncharacterized. The coding region runs from base 1 to 702 and encodes 233 amino acids. The record is from RefSeq and is a predicted model, not a curated record. The transcript has a single exon. NCBI's taxonomy places the organism in Eukaryota, Fungi, Ascomycota, Eurotiomycetes, Chaetothyriales, Herpotrichiellaceae. Gene Ontology annotation, molecular function: transcription coregulator activity. Gene Ontology annotation, cellular component: mediator complex; core mediator complex. Gene Ontology annotation, biological process: regulation of transcription by RNA polymerase II.